Paramecium sonneborni is the source of this 842-nucleotide messenger RNA. The record is from the annotation of a GenBank genome assembly. Lineage: Eukaryota; Ciliophora; Oligohymenophorea; Peniculida; Parameciidae.
AUGAGUAAAUAAUUGCUAAAAGAAUAAAUUAAAUUUGGUCAAUGUGAUCCACAGCUCUUCAAAUAAUUAAAAAUAGUGGAUAAUAUCGAAAGUGAUGUUGCAUUUCAAUUAUUAUCUAAAAGAGCAAUUUUAAUAGAGAUUAAAAAAGAUAAAACUUUAAACAUUGAAAAUCUAUAUUAUUAUAAAUUGCUACUUGGAGAUAUUGUUUUUAGAGAUAAUUAAAUUAUUGCAUUACAAAAUAGUGAUGUAAUUCUAAUUAAUAAAGAGUUGAUUGAAUAUUUUUAAUAAGAAGAAAGGAUAAAAAAGAUUGAAAAUUUUAUAAACAUUCUAUUAGAAAUAAAUAUAUUCAAAGGUUUGAGUUAUUAUCAAUUGAAAUAGUUAGUCAAAGAGUGUGUUCAUAUAAACCUUAACGAAAAUCGCAAGUUAUUUAAUUAAGGGGAAAUACCAACAGAUGCUUUUAUUCUUAUAAAAGGAUAAUUGUAACUGUUUAAAAGUACAGAAGGUAUUGAACUAGUUUUUAGUCAGAAUAGAAAUCAUUUUGCAAUCUACGAAUGUAUGAACUCAAAACCUAUAUAAUUUAAUGUGAUUACUAAGUCAGAAUGCUCUUUAAUAAAAAUCAAUAGAAAAACAUUAUUAAAAUUUGAAUAAGAUCUUAAAGUGAAAAAAGAGAUAAAUAUUGAUUUGAAUGAAUUUAAAUCGGAAAUCUUUAGAAAAAAAGAAUAGUAGAAAUUUAAAAAAAGUAAGUGAUUAUGAAAAAUUUAAUAGAAGUAUUAGAGGAAGUGAGUAGGGAUUUGAAGAGAAGAGGAUAAUUACCUAAACUAAGAAAUUAAAGUUAUUAUUGA